ACAUAAAUAUAUUCAUUGUAUUGAAAAAGAAAAAAGAAAAAGAGAGAGAAAAACGUCGUAGCGGGUGGCGCACGAUAAGCGGUUGUACAGCAUAGUCGUAAAGAGUUGUGGAGGUGUCGUAUAAAGUUUGAUUAGCAGUGGUACUUGAAUACAGUGCCUUCUCCAGAAACUUCUUUGUUCAGCUCCUCCAAGAUCUGGUCCAUGAUCGGUGCUGUAGAAGAGUGAAUUAGUGAAACACUGAGGUUUCCAAAUCUGGGAGGGGAUCGUGGCAUGUGGGCACGCCAACGUGAAGCUUCCUCGAUGUACAAGCGCUUAACGUCGAGAGAUUAUACUGAUUCUCUUGAUGUGGAAUCAAGAGAUUAUAUGAGUACUAUGGAUGUGGAAGCUAAAUCUGCUCUUUUACAGGACGAUGUGGGUAUAGAAACUUCAAAUCCUUCAUGGAAGCUUUCUUUUCCGCAUGUUGUGGUGGCAACCAUAUCUUCAUUCUUAUUUGGCUAUCAUCUGGGAGUAGUAAAUGAACCACUUGAAAGCAUCUCUGUUGACCUUGGUUUCAGUGGUAAUACAUUGGCAGAAGGUCUGGUGGUGAGUACAUGUCUGGGUGGAGCCUUUAUUGGAUCUUUGUUCAGUGGUUGGAUUGCUGAUGGACUUGGGCGUCGUAGGGCAUUUCAGCUGUGUGCUCUGCCUAUGAUUAUUGGUGCUGCUAUGAGUGCAACAAGCAAAACCCUUGCUGGCAUGCUUUUAGGAAGGUUAUUUGUUGGGACUGGUAUGGGUUUGGGACCUCCUGUUGCUGCUCUCUAUGUAACUGAGGUUUCACCUGCUUUUGUUAGGGGUACUUAUGGAAGCUUAAUCCAAAUUGCUACAUGCCUUGGGAUCAUGGGGGCUCUUUUAGUUGGAAUCCCUGUCAAAGAUAUUGCUGGCUGGUGGCGCGUUUGUUUUUGGGUAUCUACAAUUCCAGCUACAAUACUUGCUCUUGCCAUGAUUUUCUGUGCGGAAAGUCCUUCUUGGCUGUACAAGCAAGGAAAAGCUGCUGAAGCGGAAGUUGAAUUUGAGAAGCUUUUUGGAGUAGCACAUGUCAAAGUAGCAAUGACAGAGCUGGCCAAGUUAGACAGAGGAGAUGAUAUAGAUUCUGUUAAGAUUUCAGAAUUGUUAUCUGGCCCUCAUUUUAGAGUUGUUUUUAUUGGGUCAACCCUAUUUGCUUUACAACAGCUAUCUGGUAUAAAUGCUGUGUUUUAUUUCUCUUCGACUGUUUUUAAGAAAGCGGGAGUACCAUCAAGUCUUGCAAAUGUCUUCAUAGGGAUUGUGAACUUAACAGGAUCGGUCAUUGCAACAGCAUUGAUGGAUAAGCUAGGAAGGAAAAUUCUCCUUCAAUGGAGCUUCUUCGGCAUGUCAAUGGCAAUGGCAAUUCAAGUCGCCGCAGCAACUUCUUUUGCAUCAGAGACUGGAUCUUUGUACCUUUCUGUUGGUGGUAUGCUCAUGUUCGUAUUCACAUUUGCUCUUGGAGCUGGUCCAGUUCCUGGUCUUCUCCUCUCAGAGAUCUUCCCGAACCGAAUUCGGGCUAAAGCUAUGGCCUUUUGUAUGUCGGUGCACUGGGUGGUAAAUUUCUUUGUUGGACUGCUUUUCUUGCGAUUGCUGGAACAACUUGGGCCGGGACUCUUGUAUUCAAUCUUUGCUACCUUUUGCAUGAUGGCAGUUGUUUUUGUGAAAAGAAACGUGGUGGAAACCAAAGGGAAGUCACUUCAAGAGAUUGAGAUAGCGCUUCUUCCUCAGGAUUAGAGAAAGAAAAAAAAGAAGCUUCAACUGCUGGUGCUGGGGGAUACCUACGUCAUAACUAGUCUUAAACGUUGUCAACUUAGUCUAGUAGAAAAUUAUAUACACUUACCAAUCAUCGGUCGGAAGCAGGAGUUCCUUUCGAUUCGAUGGAACAAACACAUAGUGAGAGUGGUGCAUAUAUUAGAGAUUAGGCAGGAUUACUUUUAUCCAAGGACAAUCUUAGUGACCCUGCACGGAUUUAUGUGGACUAAGUUUGAGCUUUUUUAGCCAGGGUCAUGUCACGUGAGUACUGUGGUUUAAUUUAUCCAAAUCAUUGCUGAAUGGAAAGACAGUUUUAAAGAGCAUUUUAUUGCAGUUACAUACUUUCUUCUAUAAUGAAUUAUGAGUUUAUCAUC
Humulus lupulus (European hop) is the source of this 2165-nucleotide messenger RNA. RefSeq names its product probable plastidic glucose transporter 2. Gene Ontology annotation, molecular function: hexose transmembrane transporter activity. The transcript is spliced from 14 exons. The record is from RefSeq and is a predicted model, not a curated record. The coding region runs from base 271 to 1773 and encodes 500 amino acids. Gene Ontology annotation, biological process: monosaccharide transmembrane transport. Gene Ontology annotation, cellular component: membrane. NCBI's taxonomy places the organism in Eukaryota, Viridiplantae, Streptophyta, Magnoliopsida, Rosales, Cannabaceae.